AUGGCAGCCAUCUCUCAAACUUUCAAUCCAAUAUAUCCUAAUGGAAUACAAAAAUGUGACCAAUUUAGAAGAAAAUAUAAAAAGACACUCCAAAAUUUGUUCCAAGACCAAAAUAUCAUCCAAUAUAAUACUUCCAUUCAUUACAGAAUACAAACUACAAAGUUGAAAAUCCACAACGGGUUUAUACCACUGCAUAUUGCAUGUAAGAAGAAUCGUAUAGCUGUUGUUAAGUUACUUAUAUCCUACAACAAAGACUCAUUGCAAGCAAAAACAAAUACGCGCAAAAACCGCUGCAGAAUGCACGAGAUAUUAUUCACAGUACGUGAUGUUUUAAAGAAGCAAUGCCAUGUUGGCAUAAGUUUCUUUCAAUUGAAUAGAAUAUGCAAUUGGCACAAAUGCAUAAAUAUUUCUAUUAUGCAAUUAUUGGAACAUACUAUGAAGGUCAUGGAAAGAAUCUUGGAACAUAAGCGUUCGGUUGUUGGAAAGAAGUGA
Molecule: messenger RNA, 492 nt
Organism: Helobdella robusta
Lineage: Eukaryota; Metazoa; Annelida; Clitellata; Rhynchobdellida; Glossiphoniidae
Exons: 4
Coding region: 1-492 (163 amino acids)
Molecular function (GO): protein binding
Source: RefSeq, a predicted model, not a curated record